Molecule: messenger RNA, 612 nt
Organism: Agelaius phoeniceus (red-winged blackbird)
Lineage: Eukaryota; Metazoa; Chordata; Aves; Passeriformes; Icteridae
Source: RefSeq, a predicted model, not a curated record
AUGCCGGUCGGGACCGGAGCGCGCCCCGAGCCGGCUACAGACCCCCGAGCCGGCUACAGACCCCCACCCCGGCCCUCCGCUCGCAUGCUCGGUGGGCAGCGGCACAGCCCCACCGCCGCGGGCAGCCCCGCCCCGGCCCCGAGUGGCGGCGCCGGGGUCCCUCCCAGCCCGGCUUUGUCCCGGGAGGCGGAGGCCCGGUGCCCGCCCCGGCAGCAGCUCCCCGCUCACCAGGCUCCCGCGGCGGCGGCCGGCUCCGCUCGGCUCCGCACCGCGCCCGCCACGGCCGCCGCCGCCACCGGAGAGUGGCGAGCGGGGCCCCGCGUGGGCCGGGGGGCAGCGGCCGCCCCGCCCCGUCCCGCCCCGGUCCCGCCCCUCGGGCACGGCGUGGGCACGGCCCGGGCGGGAGCGGCGCCCCCCGCGCCUCCCCGCUCCGCACAAAGCGCUCUGCCCGCGCCCCGGCAGGCGUACGCGGCUCGCAGCCGCAUCCCCGCUGCACCCCCGCCCCGGCAGCGCUCCCGCAGACCGGCUCUGCCUCAGGGACAUCCCGGCGGGCAUCCGCCCCCGGGGCAUGCAGACACCCACACACCCAGCAGCCCCGCGCCGAUCCCAUAG